AUGGCACUGACAGAGCCCGUAUACAAUGCCUCAACCCCUCGCGGUGGGGAUCCGACAAAGGUCAAUGUGAACGCCCAAUUUGAAGGAUUUGAAUGGAACUACGUCUAUAUUGUAUUCUGCGGCUUCAUCGUCUGGUUAAUCAUUCCGGGGAUUGGUCUCUUGUACAGCGGCCUUGCGCGAAGAAAGUCGGCAUUGACAUUGCUGUUCCAGUCGCUCAUGAUUGUCGCAGUAACUACGUUCCAAUGGAUCUUUUGGGGAUACUCGCUGGCCUAUGCGCGCGAUGCAGGCCCUUUCAUUGGAACAUUGACCAAUUUCGGAUUGAAGGGAGUGAUGGCUGCCCCGUCGCCAGGAUCAGCCGUUUUACCUGAGAUUGUGUUUGUGCUAUACCAGCUUCUUUUCUGCGCCUGCACGGUAAUGAUCGUCGUGGGAGGAGCGUUUGAGCGAGGGAAUAUGGUCCCAUCAUUGAUUUUCAGCUUCUGCUGGGCUACUGUUGUUUAUUGCCCGAUCGCCUGCUGGACCUGGAAUAGUAAUGGUUGGUUGUACAAUUUGCCUUCAUUGGAUUUUGCGGGCGGCGGGCCGGUCCAUAUUGCGUCGGGCUGGUCGGCGCUCGCAUACGCUUUUGUGUUGGGGAAACGCAAGCAUCUCGAUGAGCCCUCACAUGCGAAGCCUCACAACACUACCUUGGUCUUUCUUGGUACGACGUUGAUUUGGUUUGGGUGGUUUGGCUUCAAUGGCGGUUCCGCGCUCAAUGCCAGCGUGAGAGCUAUGCUAGCAGCAUUCAAUACGAACACUGCCGCGUGCACGGGCAUCCUGGGAUGGGUAUUGGUAGAUUGGAUAAAGACCCGCGGCAAAUUCUCGGUCGUGGGAGCGUGCGAGGGGGCCAUCGCGGGACUUGUUGGAAUUACACCGGCAGCCGGGUUCGUCUCCGUGUGGCUAGCCGCAUGCAUUGGGUUCAUUACAAGUGUUGUGUGUGCGUUGCUUCAAGAUGUCAACGACUGGUUGAAUAUUGAUGAAGGAAUGGAUGUGUUUAAGCUACAUGGUAUCGGUGGGAUGGUCGGGGCCUUUCUGACGGGUAUUUUUGCGUCGAGCUCGGUUGCUGCUCUGGAUGGUUCAACCGAGGCCAGUGGUGGUAUCGACGGCAACGGGAUGCAGGUUGGGAAGCAACUGGCGGAAAUUUGCGCCAUCAGUGUUUAUUCGUUCACCUUAUCAUGCAUCCUGCUCUACAUCCUGCAAUGGAUCCCGGGCAUGCAGCUGCGGGUUAAUGAGGAGGCGGAAUUGAUUGGACUGGACCAGGCGCAAUUUGUGGAUGAGCAGAUCGGCGAGCGUGCUAUUCUAGGUGAUCUCUUUGCGUCAUCGUCACCCGGCAAUGUUAGUGUGGUGAACGAGGUGCCUGGGGGUCUGAUCGGACCCAAGGAUUUCUAG
Molecule: messenger RNA, 1422 nt
Organism: Penicillium verhagenii
Lineage: Eukaryota; Fungi; Ascomycota; Eurotiomycetes; Eurotiales; Aspergillaceae
Product: ammonium transporter
Exons: 5
Coding region: 1-1422 (473 amino acids)
Biological process (GO): ammonium transmembrane transport
Cellular component (GO): plasma membrane
Molecular function (GO): ammonium channel activity
Source: RefSeq, a predicted model, not a curated record